Molecule: messenger RNA, 2589 nt
Organism: Physeter macrocephalus (sperm whale)
Lineage: Eukaryota; Metazoa; Chordata; Mammalia; Artiodactyla; Physeteridae
Gene: TPPP3
Product: tubulin polymerization promoting protein family member 3
Exons: 16
Coding region: 431-2227 (598 amino acids)
Biological process (GO): protein targeting to membrane; microtubule bundle formation; peptidyl-L-cysteine S-palmitoylation
Cellular component (GO): Golgi apparatus; microtubule; endoplasmic reticulum
Molecular function (GO): protein-cysteine S-palmitoyltransferase activity; tubulin binding
Source: RefSeq, a predicted model, not a curated record
AACGGGCCCGCGCCGGACAAGGCCCAGCCCGUGUCAGCCUCGCCCGGCGGUACAGCCAGCCCGCUCGAGCCGGAGCCGGAGGACUUGCGGGCCUAACCUCCCCCGCGCGGCCCGGGAUGGGUCCCCGAUCCGGGGCGCACCGCCUCCGGGUGCCGGGGACCGUCUCCGCUGCGAGAGUCUGAAGCGCCGCCGCCCUGGGGUGGGUGGACGGCCAGGCGCGGGGGCUGAGCCGCUGAGUGACCUUGGCAAGGCCGAUCUGGCUCGGUCGACGACGCACAGUGCCUAAACUUACUCACCUGGCCUCCUGUGAUCACCUUGUUACUGAACCAAAGUCGGAUCUGCUUGCCCAACACGUAGCAAAGCCAAUCUGCUGACACCAGGCUGUGGUGAAGAUGUUUUCAAGUCAGAAAACAUAUACUGAGCACCUACUAUGUACAAGAUGAACAUCUGCAACAAGCCCUCUAACAAGACAGCCCCUGAGAAGAAUGUGUGGACAGCACCUGCACAGGCCAGCGGACCCUCCUCGGAGCUGCAGGGCCAGCGGUCCCGCCGGAAUGGGUGGAGCUGGCCCCCUCACCCGCUCCAGAUUGUGGCCUGGCUGCUGUACCUCUUCUUUGCUGUGAUUGGCUUUGGGGUCCUUGUUCCCCUCCUGCCUCACCACUGGGUGCCUGCUGGCUAUGCUUGCAUGGGCGCCAUCUUUGCUGGCCACCUCGUGGUGCACCUGACUGCUGUUUCCAUCGAUCCAGCAGAUGCCAAUGUGCGGGACAAGAGCUAUGCUGGGCCCCUGCCCAUCUUCAACCGCAGCCAACAUGCACACGUCAUUGAAGACCUGCACUGCAACUUGUGCGACGUGGAUGUGAGUGCUCGUUCCAAGCACUGCAGCGCCUGCAACAAAUGCGUGUGCGGCUUCGACCACCACUGCAAGUGGCUCAACAACUGCGUGGGCGAGAGGAACUACCGGCUCUUUCUACACAGUGUGGCAUCUGCCUUACUGGGCGUCCUGCUCCUCGUGCUGGUGGCCACUUAUGUCUUUGUGGAGUUCUUUGUCAACCCCAUGCGGCUGCGUACCAACCGCCACUUUGAAGUCUUGAAGAAUCACACAGAUGUGUGGUUCGUGUUCCUGCCUGCUGCCCCUGUGGAGACCCAGGCUCCUGCCAUACUGGCUCUGGCUGCCCUUCUCAUCCUUCUAGGCCUGCUCUCCACAGCCCUGCUUGGCCACCUGCUCUGCUUCCACAUUUAUCUCAUGUGGCACAAGCUCACCACCUAUGAAUACAUCGUGCAGCAUCGUCCGCCCCAGGAGACAAAGGGGGCCCACAGGGAGCUUGAGUCGUGUCCCCCCAGGAUGCGGCCCAUUCAGGAGAUGGAGUUCUACAUGCGGACCUUCAGCCAUGUGCGCCCAGAGCCCCCUGGCCAGGCCAGGCCUGCCUCAGUGAAUGCCAACCCCUCCCGGUUCCUUGCCACCCGCGGCCACGUGGAGCCCCCACCGCCCUCCUCCCCAGAGACUCUCGCUCUGCCCCCCCGGAUCCGACCCCAGAAAAAAAGGAAGCGGCGCAUGUAUAAGGUACGGACCUCCAGAACCUUGGACCGGGAGCCCCCGUUGCCCAGGCUGCCGGGUGAGCGCCCCUUCCUGACAAGAUCCUGCUCGGGGAGCUACGAGGGAGGGAAAGGAGCAGCCACGAGGGAGAAGCCGGGUGGCAUGGCAGCGAGCACAGAUGUGGCUGGGCUGGAGGAAAGCUUCCGCAAGUUUGCCAUCCAUGGUGAUCCCAAGGCCAGUGGGCACGAGAUGAAUGGCAAGAACUGGGCCAAGCUGUGCAAGGACUGCAAGGUGGCUGACGGAAAGGCUGUGACAGGGACCGAUGUCGACAUCGUCUUCUCCAAAGUCAAGGGGAAGUCUGCCCGGGUCAUCAACUAUGAGGAGUUCAAGAAGGCCCUAGAAGAGCUGGCACCCAAGCGAUUCAAGGGGAAGAGCAAGGAGGAGGCCUUUGAUGCCAUCUGCCAGCUGGUGGCAGGCAAGGAACCAGCCAAUGUGGGUGUUACUAAAGCAAAAACAGGGGGUGCUGUGGAACGGCUGACUGACACCAGCAAGUACACGGGCUCCCACAAGGAACGCUUCGAUGAGAGCGGCAAGGGCAAGGGCAUUGCUGGGCGGCAGGACAUCCUGGAUGACAGUGGCUAUGUGAGUGCCUACAAGAAUGCAGGUACCUAUGAUGCCAAGGUGAAGAAGUGAGGCCUGGGAAGGCCCCCCCUAGCAUGGCUGCCCCUGCCAGAGGCUCAGGCCUGGGCCUAAGGGGCAUGUGGAGCAAGAGAGCCCGGUCCCCUCCUUGCUGGAUCUGCCGCCCAGCGCUUCCUGCCCAGCCCUAUGGGGCCAGCCCACCAGACCUCUGACCCAGACUGCUCUGCAUCCCCUUCCCCUUUUUCUUUCCCCCUCGACUUCUGUCUGUCUGGGGAGAGUCUGUGCCUAUAGCCUCACCACCCCAACCUAGCCCUGGGCAUGGCUAACCCCUGCCUGCUUGCCUCAUAUUUAAGCUGCUGCUCUGGCCAAGUGCCUAAUUCUUACCCGGACCUCAAUAAAGCCACCUUUUGUACCAA